UUUAAUCUUUCUUAUUUUUUUUAAUGAAAAUGAAUGUUAUUAUGAGAGUAAAAAAAUUGUUAUAUUCAAGAUCCCAUAUCUUUAUUAUACUUUGGGGCUUUGUCAUGCAUAUUAUUCUAUUAUAUGGAGUACUUGAUGCAAAUUUUCAUUCGCCAAUAAUAUCAGAAUUACCCUCAGUUCCGAUGCCAAAGGGUCCCCCAGCUAAAAGAGUAUUGAUUUUUGUUGCUGAUGGUCUUCGAUUUAGAACUUUCAAAAAUCACAUACCUCCGUAUUUAAAUUCUGUUAUUGAACAUCAAGGUGUGUGGGGUAUAUCUCAUACUCGGAUGCCUACAGAGUCAAGGCCUGGUAAUAUUGCAAUUGUUGCUGGAUUGUAUGAAGAUCCAAGUGCAGUAUUCAAAGGGUGGAAAGAAAACCCUGUUGAUUUUGAUUCAGUUUUUAAUCAAAGUUACGCAUCAUGGCUUUGGGGAAGUCCUGAUAUUAUUUCACUUUUUACAAAAGGUUCUCAAAAUAAUAUACAUGGGGCUAGUUAUCCUGCAAGUUGGCAGGAUUUUAACAAUAAUUUCGAUUCUUUCAAAAGACUGGAUGAUUGGGUAUUUAAUGAAUACUGGAAGUGGUUGACGAAUGAAGCUUAUAAUUAUAAGGCUCAAGAUAAGAUUAUACUAUUUUUCCAUUUGCUUGGCUGUGAUACAACUGGUCAUUCUGCAAAACCACAAUCCAAAGAUUAUGUGGAAAUAAUGAUGGCCUUAGAUCGUAACAUAAAGAAUGUAGUUCAAGAAACAGAAGAGUACUUUGGAUAUGGCACCACGUCAUAUAUAUUUACAUCAGAUCAUGGAAUGACAGACUGGGGUUCUCAUGGUAGUGGUUCAACAGAUGAGACUGAAACUCCCUUUGUUGCCUGGGGUGCUGGUAUUAAAAAAAAAGCUCAGUUCUAUAAUAUUGAGCAGGCUGAUAUUACUCCACUUAUUUCAACUCUUGUUGGAAUACCAUAUCCUCGUAAUAAUGAAGGAAUAUUACCUAUUGAGAUAUUAGAUGAUAAUUAUCAGAAAUAUAUAGCCAAUGCAUUUUUUACAAAUGCAAAACAACUUGCAGAACAGGUUAAAGCUAAUAGAGAAUUAAUGGUUGGAAGAAGCUUGGCAAAUAUUUAUAAUAAAGAUAAAGAACUCAGUCAAAAACUCUUUACUACUGAACAAUUUUUACAAGAAGGAAAAAUAGUUCAAGCUAUAAAGGAUACAAAUUUGAGCACAAAAUUAGCUAAACAAGCACUUACCUAUUACCGCAAUUAUCUAUCACAACGAUUUUUAUGUUGUAUGUUAAUUAUGUGGAUUAGUUGGAUCAUUAUUUUAUUUUUAGAUUUAUCCAGCGUUCCAAAAGAAUUUAUUGAACCCAUAUGGAAUUAUGUAAUUAUUAUAGGUUUAAUAGGGAUAACAGUUCCAUUAGUUUUAGAAUAUGCUGUUGCAGGUUGUAAAGAUGGGAGAUUAUUGGGAUAUGGUCUUAUAUGCAACUUUUCAGUAUGGAUUGCAAUCAAAAAAAUUAUAAGUAAUGAAAUAUCUUUUGAUAUGACUUCUAAAAAACCCUUAAGGGAAUUUGUUAGCAUCCUAGGUAUAACUAUUAUGAUGAUAGUUGGACUAUAUUAUAGAUGGACAUUUAGUAUUAGUAUGAUAAUAGUAGUUUUUCUACUAAGAACAAUUUUUGAAAAAAGUACAAAUCACCGUUUAACAAUAACUGGAGUGGCACUUUCAGUUUUUCCUUUAUUCCCAGUUGUCGGACCAGUUCCAAGAGUAUAUUUAGUAUUAGUCGCAAUAUUUAUUGGGAUGGUAGUUGUUAUGAAACAAAAAAGAUUAAACAAAUGCAUUAAAGUAAUUGAAAUCAUACGCUUAUGUUUGACAUCUGUGCUGACAUUAAAUAUUAUUGAUGGAAAAUCAUGUUUGUCCUGGUUUUUACUAUUUACGACACCAUUAGUGAUCUGUCUUCAUCCAAGAGAAUGGGAUAGAAGAAUUAUUGGAAUAACCAUGGCUUUACUGAGCCCUUUAGCUCUCCUAUCUGCAUCUCAUGAACCAAUGUUUUUUUUAAUUUUAUCAGCCCACUUACAGCAGUGGCCAAUUCAUGUUAAUGCAGAAAGAUGCUCAUCAAAUUCGAAGAGAAUGAAUUUAAGUAAUUUUAGUGUCGCAUCGAUUCUGAUGAUGUACACAUUAAUUUGUUUUUUUGGAACCGGAAAUAUGGCCAGUUUAAGUUCAUUUGACCCAACUUGGACAAGGCAUUUUUUAACAAUUUUUUCGCCAUUUACUAUGACUACUCUGAUUUUAAUAAAAAUAAUGAUUCCGCUAAUCCUAGUUGGAUGUCUGAUUCAAGCUAUGGCUCGAGAAACAACAAUUUUUUCAUCUGUUCUUCUUCUUGGCGACUUCCUAGCUAUACCACUGAUGUUUGGAAUCACUAAUCAAGGAAGUUGGCUAGACAUAGGUAGUAGCAUCAGCAGAUUUGUUAUUGCGAUUUCACUGCCAUGUCUAUUAGUGAUUGUGUACUAUUUAAGCAAACCAUUAACAGCAUUCUCUCUUAUAAACUGUGGUAGGCAUUACAGUAUAAGCAAUCAGAGAUUAAAAAUAUAACGAAAUGAAUGUUUAUGAAUUCUAUGAGAACAAGUUAAAAAGAAUGUUGAUUAAGCAGAGACAAUUGUGUAUAUCUGUAAAACUUAGAAUAUUUUAGAAGUGAAAUUAAUAUAUUUCAAGUCAAUGAAUGCAAAGCAA
Molecule: messenger RNA, 2741 nt
Organism: Trichogramma pretiosum
Lineage: Eukaryota; Metazoa; Arthropoda; Insecta; Hymenoptera; Trichogrammatidae
Product: GPI ethanolamine phosphate transferase 1-like
Exons: 8
Coding region: 24-2603 (859 amino acids)
Biological process (GO): GPI anchor biosynthetic process
Cellular component (GO): endoplasmic reticulum membrane
Molecular function (GO): mannose-ethanolamine phosphotransferase activity
Source: RefSeq, a predicted model, not a curated record